CACUCAGCCAGAAGAAGAAAAUGGGUAAACACCUUUGUGUGAUGGUGUUACUCUUAACUCAAGUGUUUGUGGGACUAUAUGGCGACAUUAUACAACUUCACCCAGUUGUAUCAGUUCAUGAUGGAGAUCCUGUGGUUUUGUCCUGCUUCAUUAAAACAGGACAAAUAAGUAUGGCAUUGUGGUACAAGCAAGUCACUGGAGGAGAACCACGUCUCAUUGUUUCCUCACUUCUCCAUUCAUCAAGAAGCCAAUUUCAUGAUGAAUUUAACAGCAGUCAUUUUGAAGUUGUAAGAGGGACUGACAGUUUUAAUCUGACAAUUGUAAAUGCCUUACAAUCAGAUUCAGGCACAUACUAUUGUGCUACAUCUUUCUCUAAUAUAAUUAAUUUUGGAAAUGGUACUCGUCUGGUUAUUAAAGGAGCAGAAAUCAGCAAACCCACGAGUCUAAAGAUGCCCAAGACUGAACUUGUUAAAUCAGAGGUAAACGUGCCUCUACAAUGUUCAAUCCAAAAUGAAAUAGUUAGCAGUGGAGGUGAAAAUCAUCUCUACUGGUUCAAACAUGGAUCAGACGAAUCUCCUCCAGGAUUCAUUCAUGUUCAUGGAAACACAAGUGAUGGAUGCGUGAGGAGCUCUGAAGCUGACUGUCUUUCACCGUCCUGUGAAUUCAUCCUUCCAAAGAAAAAGAUCAGUUCCUCACAAACGGGAAUUUACUGUGCACUGGCCACAUGUGGGGAGGCUUUAUUUGGAAACAUUUAUAAACACAAUCCUGACAACUUCAAUAACCAGAACACACACUUACUCUUUGUAAUUGUCCUCACGGUGCUCCUGACAUCAAAUAUUACCAUCAGUAUUCUUCUGUGUUUGAUGAGGAUACAUGAGUCUAUUAAUGCAACAGAAAGCACAUAUAAGCCGAUCCAGACUACUGAUAAUGAUGUGUCAGUAACUGAGUAUAAGGAAGAGGAAGUGAGCUUUUGUUCUUCACCCGUCAUCGCCAAAUGCUCAAAGAGUGAAAAGAAACACCAGCUUUAAGGACAUAUGAUAUUUGGGUUUGACAAAACAAGACCAUGGUGAAACAUUGUUGUAUAUUGGCUCAUAUUAAUCAUUAAAAACAUAAUUAUGAGUAAUUUAAGUAAGCCAGUUAUUUUCGAUAAACAGAAUAAAUUGUGUUCAAGUAGUUAUUAAUGGGCUGUACUGUAGCUAUUGUAAUGAUUGAAAAACCAGUCAAACUAAAUAACUUCCAAAAUCUAAUCGAAAUAAUUACAUGCUGUAUAAUAAUUUUAGUUUGAUUUGGUCAUAUAAUAAACAGUAACGGCUAUUACAGUUUACAUUGAAACAUUC
Molecule: messenger RNA, 1337 nt
Organism: Carassius gibelio (silver crucian carp)
Lineage: Eukaryota; Metazoa; Chordata; Actinopteri; Cypriniformes; Cyprinidae
Product: T-cell surface glycoprotein CD8 beta chain-like
Exons: 6
Coding region: 21-1028 (335 amino acids)
Biological process (GO): response to bacterium
Source: RefSeq, a predicted model, not a curated record